Molecule: messenger RNA, 2694 nt
Organism: Leptosia nina
Lineage: Eukaryota; Metazoa; Arthropoda; Insecta; Lepidoptera; Pieridae
Source: the annotation of a GenBank genome assembly
AUGCUAGUAUCUAAAAAUGUCAACGGUCUCUACAAAAAAUAUAUUAUAGUGACCACAAGGUGGAUUGCUGUUAGUUGCAAAAGGACAAAAAGUUCAGCUGAGCCCAAAACGAAAACUUAUUCACAUACUAUUUUAUUUCCGAAAACUAACUUCCCUGCAAGACCUAAUAAAAGCGACAAAAACAAUAUACAAAAGGUAGGGAAGUUUGCUGAUUUAUAUAACUGGCAAAGAGUAAAUUUAAAGGGACCAGAGUUUGUCCUGCACGAUGGACCACCUUAUGCCAAUGGAGACUUGCAUAUGGGACAUGCUGUAAAUAAGAUAAUAAAAGAUAUAAAUAACAGAAGCCAAGUUCUGCAAGGUAAUAGAGUCCAUUAUGUACCAGGCUGGGAUUGUCACGGUUUACCCAUUGAGUUCAAAGCACUACAGAAAGCUAAAAAAGCAAAGGAUAAUGAACCUUCUAACCCUGUUAAUACGAGACAAAUUGCUAGAUCAUUCGCUUUGGAAACUGUGGCAAAACAAAAAGAGACAUUUGAAAGUUGGGGUGUUAUGGCAGACUGGCAGAAACAAUGCUAUCUAACGUUAGAUACAAAAUACGUACAGAAUCAGUUGUGGCAGUUCUAUAAAAUGUAUAAAAAAGGACUGAUAUAUAGAGCCUUGAAACCUGUUUAUUGGUCACCUUCCUCGAGAACAGCCCUCGCUGAAGCAGAGUUAGAAUAUGAUCAUCAGUACAAAAGUCAAGAAGUUUAUGUAGCAUUUAAAAUGCAGAACAUACCAAAUGUAGUGCACAAUGUUAUUGGUAGCCAACCACUAUCAGCUAUUAUCUGGACAACAACACCGUGGACAUUAGUAGCCAACAAAGCAGUAGCAUACAGUUCUAGCAUGGCCUACUGCGUAGUCACCCUUGGCAAAAGACAAGGCUUGUACCUCGUUGCCAAAGAUCAGAUUGAAGAGAUAAAGAAUGUUCUUAAUGCUGAUAUUGAUGUAUUAUGUGAGUUUGAAGGAACUAAUCUUCAAGGCAGCACAUACAAAAGUCCAUUAUGCAAUGAAAUUCGUCCAUUUCUUGAAGCGGAACACGUGACGAAGGGAAAAGGCACAGGAUUGGUGCACACUGCGCCGGCGCAUGGACCUGAAGACUUUCUUGUAGCACUGAAAAAUAACUUUACUGUUGAAUGCAAUGUAAAUGAAAUGGGCUGCUACACUAAUCUCGGUCCAGAUUAUGAUAAUCUUCCGGUCUUGACAGACGGCCAGAAAGUUGUCUUAGAAAAGCUUUCCGACGUUAUUCUCCAUCAGGGCGUUUAUGUUCAUUCGUAUCCCCUGGAUUGGAGGACUAAAAAGCCGGUCAUUGUUAGAGCAAGUCACCAAUGGUUUAUAGAUACUGCUGCUUUGAAGGAAAGUGGCUUUGCCCUAGAUAAAGUGGAAUUCUUGCCGCCAUCUACAGCAGAACAAUGCAGACAGAGCUUCAAAGCUCAACUUGAAAAACGGCCAUAUUGGUGCAUAUCCCGGCAGAGGGCGUGGGGCGUUCCUAUUCCCGUGUUUUACAGCGGGGGUCGAGUUAUAGUGGAUGACGCGAUUAUAGAAAGGUUAUGUCAGCUAAUACGGAAAGAUCCCGACGUUUGGUGGACAUGUGACGUCACGGAUGUGAUACCCAAAGAAGUAUUAACUAAAUACAAACAAGAUGGACAGGACAUUGUUAAAGGAAAGGAUAUCAUGGACAUUUGGCUGGACUCGGGCCUAUCUUGGCAAACACUCGAAGGUCGCAAGUCCAAGUUAUAUUCGGAGGGCGUAGAUCAAUUAACGGGCUGGUUUCAAGCGUCCUUGCUAACGUCUAUAGCUUUGAAUAACGAUGCACCUUACGAGUCUAUAUUCGUCCACGGGUUCGUAGUCGAUGAGAAGAAACGGAAAAUGUCAAAGUCGAUAGGAAAUGUUAUAGAUCCCAUCACUAUUAUACACGGAGAUAAGAAGCAACCAGCGUAUGGAAUUGAUACUUUAAGAUGGUGGGUUGCCAGUCAUGGUACACAACAUUCCCAAAUAGUAAUAAGCAAAAAACUUCUAGAAGACUGUCAAUCUGAAGUUAUUAGAAUAAGAAAUAUAGUUAAAUAUCUCCUUGGUGUUAUCGGUGAUUUGAAUAAUACUGAUUUUUAUAAAACACCAAAUUUAAAUUACUUUGAUCAAUAUAUGGCGUCAGAAGAAAGAGUUUCUGCUCAACUAGUAAUUCACACAAUUAUGGCAACACUGUGCAAGACUUUAGGACCAAUAAUACCGCAUAUGGUGGAAGAAGCGUGGCAACACCAUCCGAUGUGCCAAGAACCGUUCCACUUCACGACCGAGCUGUCACUUUUGCCGCCAAAACUUGUUGACGAGUCUGUGAUGGACGCCAUUUUGGAUUUAAAGAAGGAAAUCAUUCAUGAAGCAAAAAAUGAGAAUUUGAAGAAAUUUCACGUAGAUUUAAAAGUAGAUGGCCAUUUGUAUUCAAAACUACAAGAAAUUAACCAGAAUGAUGGUGUAAAUGACAGUGUUUUAUGUGAAAUACUAGAGGUAGCUAGUAUUAAAUUGGCAGAAAUUCAAAAUGGCGCAAAACGAGAGUUAAAUCUUUGUAUUAGUGAAAAUGAGCAAUGCUUGCGUUGUAGAAAAUAUAAUGUAAUGACAAAUAGCGAUAAAUGUUUAAGGUGUGAGAAAGCACUAGAUUUGUUGUAA